This is a messenger RNA of Lolium rigidum, 3517 nucleotides long. Its product is annotated as disease resistance protein Pik-2-like. NCBI's taxonomy places the organism in Eukaryota, Viridiplantae, Streptophyta, Magnoliopsida, Poales, Poaceae. The record is from RefSeq and is a predicted model, not a curated record. Gene Ontology annotation, biological process: defense response to other organism. Gene Ontology annotation, molecular function: ADP binding. The transcript has 4 exons. Bases 154 to 3306 code for a protein of 1050 amino acids.
UCGUUAUCUCGCAACUUAUUGUUUCCUUGCCCUGAAAGAUAGUCCGAGCUGCACAUGCAAUAUAUGUCAGCUUUCCGCCAUUGAAGCAUAGUUUGGUGGCCUUGCAACAACAGGAAAUAGAUUGUAGCUGUAAAAAGCAAAGAGACAGAGAAGAUGGAGUUUGUGGUGGGCGCUUCCGAGGCCACCAUGAAAUCUCUUCUGGGCAAGCUGGGCGGCCUCCUUGCCCAGGAGUACACUCUGAUCCGUGGCGUCCGCAGCGAUGUCCAGUACAUCAGUGAUGAGCUCAGGACUGUGCAGGCCUUCCUUGGUGACAUCGGCUCUGCCCCAGAAGGCCACGACCGGCGGCUCAAGGACUGGAUGAAGCAGAUACGUGACAUGGGAUACGAUAUGGAAGACUGUAUCGACAACUUUGCCCACCGCCUCCCAAGUGACUCACUCAGCGAUGCCACAUGCUCGUUCCUAGUGAUGAGGUUCUAUGAGCUGCGGACGUUCUGGCCUCGACAUCAGAUUGCUUCCAAGAUCUCCGACCUCAAGGUUCGGGCGCAACAGAUUGCUGAACGACGCGUAAGAUAUGGACUGGACAACCCAGCCCCAACCAAAGGCAAUGUCACCAGCUCUGGCACUGGAAGCAUUGGGGAGCACCUGCCGGCCAUCCGUCAGCUCAUCCACACAAAAGAGCCCGUGGGAGCAGUAGAGGACAUGAAGAAGCUCAGGGAGUGGCUAACGAAACACAAUGGCCCGGAAAGGCAUCGAUCUGUUCUGUCCUUAGUCGGAUUUGGUGGUGUUGGAAAGACCACCAUUGCCACAGCAUUGUACCGGGAAUUCAGGAACGAAUUUGACUGCUGGGCAUCAGUCACUAUCUCUCAGAACUAUGAUGAAGAUGAAAUCCUCAGGAAUAUUCUGCAUCAAAUCAAAACCCCAGAUAUUCUGGGCCAAAGCAAGCUGCAAGACAUGGAACAGGAGCAGCAAGGCCGAAAAAGUUCACCGGAAAGGAAGAAAAACAUAGCAGCAGAUAUUGGAAGCGCAAUAAGUCAAUUUGUGCCACUGAUCUGCGGUCUCAGCAAGCAAGUCACUGGCAGCAGCUCAGAUUUCACCAAGAACAAGAUAGAAACGCUGGACCACGACCAACUUAUCCAAGUACUGCAAACACGCCUGACUGAAAAAAGGUAUCUCCUUCUGAUUGAUGACGUAUGGUCCGCAGAAACAUGGGACAAAAUUAGAAUUUGGUUGCCAUAUGACAAUACAAAAGAUAGCCGAGUAAUAGUGACAACAAGAUUUCAAGCUGUUGGUACAGCUUGCUCCGACAGAGAAGGAACUGAUCUUCUGCAUACAGUUAAUGUUCUUAAUCCUGCCGACUCCAGAAGUCUAUUUGAUCAAAGUGUUUCUAAAGCCCAAUGUAGUGAUGGAAGGGAAACAGUUGUUGGCUUGCCCUGCUCCAAUGAUAUGAGCACUGAUACUCACAUUACAGUUGAUAAACAUACUGAUGACUCAAUAAAUCCACUUGAUCAUAGCGUUUUUGAAUUCAAAAACAACAAUGUCAGAGAGAACAAAGAGGUCGUGGGGAAGGUUUGGGAACAUUGUGGGGGUCUGCCUUUGGCCAUAGUCACCAUGGCUGGUCUUGUUUCCUGCAACCCAGAACAAAAUGAUGUGUAUUGGAGUAGAAUUUUCCAGGAUUUUUUUCCAGAGAAGGUGGCUCCUCUUACCUUGGAUGGAGUCACAAGGAUACUGGAUUAUUGCUACAAUAAUCUGCCUCCAGAACUUAGGACCUGCUCGUUGUACUUGAGUAUAUUUCCAAAGGGCAUGACAAUUAGUAGGAAGCGCCUCACCCGGCGGUGGAUAUCCGAAUGCUUUGUGACCGAGAAGCAAGGGCUAACUGCAGAGGAAGUGGCGGAAACAUACUUUAAUCAGCUAAUUAGCAGGAAGAUAAUACGUCCUGUUGAUCACAGCAGCAAUGGAAAGGUCAAAUCGUUCAAAGUUCAUGACAUGAUUCUCGAAUAUAUCGUGUCCAAGUCAAGUGAAGAGAACUUUAUCACUGUUGUUGGUGGCCACUGGCUGAUGCCAGCUCCUACUUACAAAGUUCGUCGACUCUCCAUGCAAAGCAGUGGUUCCAAGCAUGGGAGUUCAACAAAAGGUAUGAAUCUGUCUCAAGUGCGGUCACUGACUGCCUUUGGAAGCAAGAACCAACGACUGCCUUUCCAUUCAUUCAACAAUGGAAUAAUACAAGUGCUAGAUCUUGAGGGUUGGAAAGGUUUGGAACAAAAGCAUCUUAGUGACAUAUGCAGAAUGGUUGUGCUCAAGUAUUUGAGCCUUCGAAGGACAGAGGUGAGAGAGAUUCCAUCACAGAUCGAAAAGCUAGAGUACCUUGAAACUCUUGACAUAAGGGAGACCAAUGUUGCAGCGCUGCCUAAAAGCUUUGGGCGGCUCAAACUGCUCCGUAGCAUGCUUGGGGGGAGUAAAUAUCCACGGAAGACACUCAAGUUGCCUCAAGGGAUAAAUAACGAGCCGAUGAAAGGACUUCGUAUACUGUCAGGGAUUGAGAUCACUGAGGAGUCAGUAGCAGCUGUAGCAAGCCUUCACCAGUUGACAGGGCUAAGAAAGCUUGGCAUUUACAAGCUCAAUAUAGAGGAGGGUAGUAAGACCUUCAAGCAAUUGGUCUCCUCCAUUGAGUACCUCUGCAGUUGCGGUCUGCAGACUCUAGUAAUAAAUGAUGAGCGCUCUGAGUUUAUCAACUCAUUAGACUCCAUGUCUGCUCCUCCAAGGUACCUCAUUGCCUUGGAGCUGUCUGGCAAAAUGGAAAAGCCCCCAAAGUGGAUCGAAAAUCUCAGUAAUCUAUACAAGCUGACACUUUCUGUGACAGUUCUUAGGACUGAUACUUUCCAGCUCAUCCAGAAACUGCCCAAAUUGUUUUGUCUCACCUUUACACUCAGUGCAGCCAGGGAAGAUCAGGACAUAGUGGACAUCCUUGAGGAAAAUAAACAGCUGACAGAUAGGGAGAUCAUUGUUCCACCUGGUGGAUUUGAGAAUCUAAAGCUGCUCCGCUUCUUUGCAACACUAGUACCAAGGAUAAGCUUUGCAGUUAAAGAAAAUAAAAAGGUAAUGCCCGCACUCGAGAGGAUCGAUAUGCGGUUUCUAGCCUUUGAAGGGAUUUAUGGCAUCGAGACUCUUGAAAAGCUCCAAGAGGUUCAUCUCAGCGUUGAUAGUCAAGCAGAUGAUAUAACCAAGUUGCUGGUAGAUGAUCUGAAGGACGCCCACAAGCACAUUGACAAAGAGAGCACUUAUAAGUGCCCAAAAAUUAUCACUGGUUGAUGAGACUGGAAGCACCUACAUGGUCAAAAAAAAAAGACUGGAAGCACCUACAGAACAUCUGGUGUUCUAUUAUUCAGUGGAGAUUCUUUUUUAUCGAAAUUUACAUCGCCUUGUUUGUGGGCUAAAUAAAACAGACUGAUGCAUCCUAUGGUAGUUUUACUUCCAUUUCUGACUUCUUGUAAUUUGUACUCCUAUGGUAUUGCUACAUCCA